ACGUUAAAUUAGCAAUUAGAGUGCGGCCGUUUACUGAAAGGGAACUUAAAUCAGAGAUGGAUCGAGUCUCCGUUGUUGAUGUUAUCGAUGAUCAUACGGUUACCAUCACUAAUGUAAAAGUUAGUGCGUCAGGCGCUGGAGACAGCCGCGAGCGUGUGCGUCGUUACAAUGCCGACUACACUUUCGACAGCGCUUGUCAGUCUACUGAACCGUCGUACGCUUCUCAGGAGAAGGUGUUUGAAACUAUUGGGCGCGAGGUGGUGGCCAGUGUAACCCGGGGGUCAUCAGCGUGUGUGCUGGCGUAUGGGCAGAGCGCUACGGGAAAGACGCACACCAUGAUGGGCACUGAUGCUGAACCUGGGUUGGUACCUAGACUCUGCAGGGAGUUGGCUUUGGGGCAUCCUUUGGACAUAACUAUCAGUUUCCUCGAGAUCUACAACGAGCGCGUCCACGACUUGCUGGCGGGCGAAACGCCAUCGCCUCUGGCGUGUUACUCGCUGCCUCGGCGCAGGGGUAAUACACGCAAGGAUUUGCGUGUGCGUGAACAUCCUUUAAGAGGACCUUAUGUGCAAAAUCUACGCCGUGUAGCUGUGACCGAUGUAGCAACCCUCCUGUCACUGGUCGAAGAAGGAGCUCGCAGACGUCGAACUGCGGCCACAAGGCGCAACGCCACCUCUUCGAGGUCUCAUGCUUUGCUGGAGCUGGCUACAUCGAGAGCUACGCUCCAUUUAGCUGAUCUAGCUGGCAGUGAAAAAGCGAGCUGGGAAGGUUGCGGCGGAGGACGGAAGAAGGAAGGAGCCAACAUCAAUAAGUCUCUUGUGGCUUUAAGCAACGUUAUAUCGGCGCUUGUAAGUGGCGGCGCCCGUGGCAAAUUUGUGCCAUAUCGAGAUUCCGCUCUAACUUGGCUCCUCAAGGAUUGCUUCACCGGCGGCGCCAGCACCUUCAUUAUAGCAACUGUUUCACCGAGUGUGGCGUGCUACGGCGAAUCAGCGUCCACGCUCCGUUGGGCUGAGCGUGCGCGUCACUUGCGGACACCACGCACCUCCGUGAUAGGUCCCAUCACCGCCUCACGCGCUGCUUUGCAAGCACAGCUAUCUCAACUACUCGCUGAACUCUAUAAAUAUCACAUUCGAUAUAUUUCUGGAAAAAUAUUCUUUGAAGAUGAACACUGGAUUCUACGUGAAAAUAAUAAAAAUGCCGAAGCAGUCCAGAGUGUAAAUACAGACGCAAAAAUAGGUAACCUAAUGGACAUGUUUAAGCCAAAGGCUGAGGCCCAUAAUUCAGAAUCUACAGCUUCAUCAGCUGCCAGUGGCAGCUCAGAGACAAUUAAUACUUCAACAAUGGACAAAAUUAUAGAUCUUAAAACAGAAGUUACCAAAGAAGUUGAUAAAUUAUUCGGCCCAGCUUUAGAACGGACAAGAAGUGGCAGCGAUCUCGGAGCUGUAGUUCCUCUACGUCACAAAAGAAAACAAUAUAAAUCACAAGAAAUGCUACCAAUUGACAGGCCUUUACAAAUAUACACUGAUGCUGCAAAGAAGUCGCCCAAUGAAAGUCAAGAAGGCUUAAAUGUAGGCGAAAGCACAAGCAACAAGAAAAUUCCUAUUCUCUACGAUAAUCAAAGAGCUGAAAUCGUAGCAUCAGUUACCGAAAGACUUUACUCUAAGUUGAGAAAGAAAGAGGAAGCAGCAGUAUCGAAAAUGGAAUCAAUAGUCGACAGAAAAAUCGUAGAACCACUCAGUGAGUUAAGGAUUUGUACGAAUGCGCGUCAGCGUCUCAUAGAGAUAAGUCAAAAAGCAAUGAGAAAUAAGCGACGUAUAGGUAUUCCUGCUCAUACUCAAACACGAUUAAUAGUCACUCGCGUUAGAGAACAGGGCACCGAUGUCCAAACUGAUCUUGAAUCGUAUAUUUUUGGAAAAGAUAAAUCUUUCACUCUCCAACGUGACGUUGGUACAGAAACCGUUCCAAUAACACCGCGUUGUAAGGAGGUUGGUGUUGGCUCUAAAGCCAGCUCUUUGAAUUAUCGUGAUACAGCAACAGCUACAGAUCACAAACCAAUAAUCCGCGAUUCUUUCACGAAUACUGAUACUGUACUGAAAUACGAUCGUUGCUCACAGACUCAAGUUGCUCCGCCACCUAGGAACAAAAGACGAGCUUCAGCUUUUUGUAAACAAAUUGAAAAUGUUGCAGCUACAUCUGAGUAUUACACCCCUUCUGUUAUUAGUAUUAAUAUAUCUCAACAAUAUCCGAUGGAUUCAGAAUCUCAAAGCUCGGAUGAUAACACGAAUUGUGGGAUUAAUGAAACACAAAAGAAAUCGAUUGUGAAUGUAACAGCUACACCCGAUUUGCUUACGAAUCAUAAUACGAUUGAUUCUAGCAUUCAUCAAGAGGCUGAAUUGGGUGAAGUUUGUGAUGCAGAUGAGAAUGAAGUUUUACCUACCACAUUGGAGGCAAACUUACCAAUUUUUCAAUUGUCAAGACAAGAUACCGAUGAUUUUCCAGAAACAGAAGAAUGUUGUCUGCCUCGUGUUAAGAUUGAUCCUUCAAGAACAGUGACGCCAGGGGAGAUCAAAAACAUGAUUUUGGGACGGAAUGUUAACAUGUACCCAUAUAAUAUUGUUCUAUCACCACCAAAAGAAAGGGAAAAUUCUAAGAAGAUUGUUCAAUUUCAAGAAACUGUAGUUGCUCCUGUUUUAUCGGAAACUACCAAAACAUGCGAAUCACAAAUUAUCAACUGCAAGGCAAAUUCUAGUUCAGAUAUAACAACUUCAGAAAGAGACUGUUGUAACAAUUCUAAUUGCUCGCAAGGAUCAGAUUCUGACUUUACAGAUUCCAGUAGAGCUGAUGAUGAUUGCUUUGUUUGGAAAAGUUUUAAAAGGGCACAAUAUUACAGGUCUGUAGGCAAAGGAAAUACGUCAGUCUUUAAAGGCCCUAAAUAUAGAGCAGAAAAAACCAAGAUUUACAAGGAAUUUUUGGGUCUAGAAACGAAACAACCAGACGAGGCAAAACCAUCGUUACUUAGAAAUACCAAAGAUUUGACUUCAAGUGACAGUACGGAAAAUGAAAGAGCGCGCUUAAAUUUUAUGCAGCGGAGACAAUUUUUUGAAGACAAGUUUACCCUUGAUGAAGGAAACGGUUCGAGUGAUACUUUUUCUUACAUGGAAAAGGGAAUUCUCAAUUCUUGCUACAGCCUUGAUGCUGCUGUAAGCAAGUAUGAGAAAUAUUUGAGUGGUUACAAUAAUAGAUUACACCACAACGCUGGGAACUUCAGAAGAGGUUCGGUAAGCAGAACUCCUACGGAAUAUUUACAUUAUUUGGUAAAUUUACGCAAAGAGCUCGUCAAAGACGUGUCAGAUGGUUCUACCGGAUUAUCUCGUAAAUAA
This is a messenger RNA of Hyposmocoma kahamanoa, 3380 nucleotides long. Its product is annotated as kinesin-like protein KIN-4B. Gene Ontology annotation, cellular component: microtubule; kinesin complex. Gene Ontology annotation, molecular function: ATP binding; plus-end-directed microtubule motor activity; ATP hydrolysis activity. Lineage: Eukaryota; Metazoa; Arthropoda; Insecta; Lepidoptera; Cosmopterigidae. The transcript is spliced from 10 exons. The coding region runs from base 57 to 3380 and encodes 1107 amino acids. Gene Ontology annotation, biological process: microtubule-based movement. The record is from RefSeq and is a predicted model, not a curated record.